Meloidogyne enterolobii is the source of this 752-nucleotide messenger RNA. NCBI's taxonomy places the organism in Eukaryota, Metazoa, Nematoda, Chromadorea, Rhabditida, Meloidogynidae. The record is from the annotation of a GenBank genome assembly.
UUACACGAAAUCCAGACUUUUUUCUCAACCCAACCAUCCCUAAAUUUCAACUAAGUUCUCAUCCAUACUUAUCAAACAAUGAAAUAUCAACAACUAUAAAUCAGCAACUCUACUCUUCUACAAAUUUAUUAGAAUAUUCAAAAUCAGAAUUAGGCAAAGAAAAGCCCUUAAUUAUUAAAAAAGAAGAAAUAAAUUCAGAAAUAUUCCCAACAUUAACAAGAAAAUCGGGUUUAGAAGCACAAAAACAGAGGCAAAGAAUGACACUUUCAGAAUUAGAAUUAGCAUUAAAAGGAAAUGAAGAAGAAAAAGAAGAAGAGCAACAAUUAAUUUAUUCUUCUUUUGAAAGUUUAGAAAUUAAAAAAUCUUUUGACAAAAAAUCAUUGUCUCCAAGUCCUCAACUUCCUCCAAAACCUCCAAGAAAAAUAAAAUAUUUAAUUAAAGAAAAUAAAAAAGAAGAAGAAGAAAAUGUUGAAAACCCUUUGAAAGUUAAUUUUCAAAAAAAUUUGGAAAAAGAGGGAAUUUUGAUUGAAAAUAAUUUAAAGAAACAGGAGAAACAAUUUGUUGAAACAAAAAAUAUUCCAGAAAAAUUAAAAACAAAAAAUAAUAAAAAAGAAAAAACAGCAAAAACAACCAAACUUUUUGGUCUUCAAAAUUUUAAUAUUUUUGGAAUUAAACAGAAAAAAGAAGGGAAAGAUGAUAAACAAAGAAAUGAAGGUAGGAAAGAAAAAAAUAAUUUAAUUGUAAGAUCUUGA